Molecule: messenger RNA, 996 nt
Organism: Fukomys damarensis (Damara mole-rat)
Lineage: Eukaryota; Metazoa; Chordata; Mammalia; Rodentia; Bathyergidae
Gene: Mtnr1b
Product: melatonin receptor 1B
Exons: 2
Coding region: 1-996 (331 amino acids)
Biological process (GO): G protein-coupled receptor signaling pathway
Cellular component (GO): membrane
Molecular function (GO): melatonin receptor activity
Source: RefSeq, a predicted model, not a curated record
AUGCCUGAGAACAGCUCCUUUACCAACUGCUGCGAAGACGGCGGGCUGGCAGUGCGCCCAGGCCUCCCGGGGAUGAGCAGCACGCUGCCCUCCGGGACCCCCCGACCCCUCUGGGUGACCCCCUCGCUAGCUACCGUGCUCAUUGUCAUCACAGCCGUGGACGUCGUGGGCAACCUCCUGGUCAUCCUCUCAGUGCUCACGAACCGCAGGCUCCGGAACGCAGGUAACUUAUUCUUGGUGAGUCUGGCAUUGGCUGAUCUGGUGGUAGCCUUGUACCCUUACCCACUGACCCUCCUGGCAAUCUUCUAUGAUGGAUGGGUGCUGGGGGAAGCACACUGCAAAGCCAGCGCCUUUGUGAUGGGCUUCAGUGUGAUUGGCUCUGUCUUCAGCAUCACUGCUAUUGCCAUUAACCGCUAUUGCUACAUCUGCCACAGUGUGACCUAUCACCGGAUCUGUAGGCACUGGCACAUCCCUGUUUACAUCGGCCUCAUCUGGCUCCUCACCCUGGUGGCCUUAGUGCCCAACUUCUUCUUGGGAUCCCUGGAAUAUGACCCACGCAUCUAUUCCUGCACCUUCAUCCAGACAGCCAGCGCACAGUACACAGCGGCAGUGGUAGUCAUCCACUUCAUCCUCCCCAUUGCCGUAGUGACCUUCUGUUACCUGCAAAUCUGGGUGCUGGUGCUUCAGGCUCACAGGAAAGCCAGGUCGGAGAACCAGCUGUGCACACGACCCAGACAAAUGCGGAGCUUUCUAACCAUGUUUGUGGUAUUCGUGAUCUUUGCCAUCUGCUGGGCCCCCCUUAACUGCAUCGGCCUUGCUGUGGCCAUAAAUCCAGAACAAAUAGCUCCCCGGAUCCCAGAGGGGCUCUUUGUCACUAGCUACUUCCUGGCUUAUUUCAAUAGUUGUCUUAAUACUAUUGUCUAUGGGCUCCUGAACCAGAACUUCCGCAGGGAGUACAAGAAGAUCCUCUCUUCCCUCUGGACUCCACAGAGAUGA